AUGACCCUUAGAACAGUCCGUACUCCCAGCCUCGACUUGGCAUUUUACGAACAUGGCUCUCCCCAAGGCUGGCCGGUUGUUCUAUCACAUGGCUUUCCAUAUGAUAUUCACGCGUAUGAUGAUGUUGUUCCUAUGCUUGUUGCAGCUGGAGCAAGAAUCUUCGUUCCUUCUCUUCGUGGAUUUGGCAAGACUCAUUUCCAUACAGCAUCAACAAUUAGAUCUGGCCAACAAUCUGCGUUAGCAUCAGACCUGAUUGCCUUGUUAGACGCAAAUGGGAUUGAAGCAGCGAUUGUGGCUGGGUUUGACUGGGGAGGUUUGGCAUCUUGCGCUGCUGCACUUCUCUGGCCAUCCCGAAUCACCGGCCUCGUGUCCUAUGCUGGAUACGAUAUCGUCAAUCCCGGAGAACAGCAGGAACCAAACCAUCCUGAUUUAGAGCGCACCAUGUGGUACCAACACCUCUUUCAACAUGAACGGGGCAAGCAAUGCUUGUCGAAGUUCCGACGUGAUUUUUGCUAUAGACUGUGGCAAGAGUGGUCCCCCUCAUGGCCUUCAAUCGAUCAGGCGUUUAGCCAAACCGAAACAUCAUUUGAUAAUCCUGAAUUUGUCGAUGUUGUCAUUCAUGCGUAUCGGUAUGCACUCGGCACUGUGAAAGGAGACCCGUCACUGCAGCAUUUCGAAGACAAGCUCGCCGCAAGACCCAAGAUCACCGUUCCUACAAUCACGUUAGACGGUACUCAGGAUCCAUUAAAGCCUGGAGGUACUGGGCACCACAAUGAGAUGUUUUCAGGCCGUCAUGAGAGGAGAGAAUUCAAUGUGGGUCAUGCUUUCCCUUUGGAAAAUCCCGUGGCAUUUGCGGAAGCGGUCAUUGAUGUCCAUAAUUGGGCCUCUUAA
Messenger RNA from Trichoderma gamsii, 891 nucleotides. RefSeq lists its product as hypothetical. The transcript has a single exon. Gene Ontology annotation, molecular function: catalytic activity. The record is from RefSeq and is a predicted model, not a curated record. NCBI's taxonomy places the organism in Eukaryota, Fungi, Ascomycota, Sordariomycetes, Hypocreales, Hypocreaceae. The coding region runs from base 1 to 891 and encodes 296 amino acids.